UUGGUUUCAUAUUCUGUUUUACAAUAUUUUCCACACGUGCUACUUGCAACAUAUUUACUUUUUUUUAUUAAGUAUUAAUAUGGAACUGUUUACAGUAAAUCGCUAUGUGGGCAAAGAUUUGCCUGGAAAAGAGAGCAAUGAAGAUGAAAUACUGCAAAAUCUUUUGAAGAAGGUGGAAAAACGUAAACGAAAACAAAUCAAAACUAAGGAGGACAUUGAUGAACUGGAAAGUGGUAGAUUACAGGAAAAACAAUUGAAAGAAGAUGAAUCAUUAAAGGUGGUGGAAGAUAAACAGGAAGAUGAAGUUGAUCCCAUAAAUGAAGGUAUUGAGCAGUAUUCCGAAAAUAUCGCAGAUGGUGGCGAGAAUAGUGGUGGUUUUGCUGUGUUGGGCGAUGAGAACGUUUUACGUAAACGCCAAAGUGUGGAUGUGGUCUUACCAUCAUGGUUAGCUCAUCCUACAAUAGUGUCAACUAGCAUUGCCACAACUACAGAAACAGAAGAUGAAACCAACAUUUCCCAAAUGCCAUACCUGGCUCCUCACAUACGUGGAACACUAAAGGAAAUGAACAUUUCAAGACUCUUUCCUGUACAGUUAGCUGUAGUUCCUUGGAUUUUGGAGUCACACUCUAAACCAGCACCGUUUCGACCCAGAGAUAUUUGUGUCUCUGCCCCCACCGGCAGUGGUAAAACUUUAGCAUUUGCAAUACCCGUAGUGCAGUUGCUGUCUCAGCGAGUUGAACGCAAGAUACGUGCCUUGGUAAUUUUGCCGGUUGCAGAAUUGGCCCUUCAAGUUUUCAGAGUAUUUAAAAAACUCUGUGACAAAACCGAUUUGACGGUUUGCUUACUCUCGACCCAAGUGCCAUUUCAAGUAGAACAAGACAAAUUGGUUGAACAUUAUAAAGGAAAGUACUUUUCAAAAGUAGAUAUUAUAGUGACAACACCCGGACGACUGGUCGAUCAUUUGCACGCUACUAAAGGAUUCUGUUUAAAGUCAUUGCAGUUUCUGGUAAUCGAUGAAGCUGAUCGCAUCAUGGAUGCUGUGUUUCAAAACUGGCUCUAUCAUUUAGAUGCUCACGUCCGAACAACAUCCGAUCAGUUGCUGUCGGGAAGAGCUGCUCCUUUGUGUUACAAUGAACUGGAAACAUCAUGUGGUUCUCAGCCACACAAACUGCUCUUUUCUGCCACCCUCUCUCAAGACCCAGAAAAAUUGCAAAGUUUGCGACUGUUUCAACCAAAACUUUUCACUUCUGUUUUGGACAGUAUACAAGAGUUGCGUCAAAAAUACGCCGAUGCUCAUGCUGAGAAUGAAGUUAAUAUGGCACGCGGAGAGUUUAUAGGCAAAUACACUACACCAGCGGAGUUAACAGAAAAGUACUGUAUCACCGAAGGCCGUCUAAAACCUUUAACAUUGUUCUCCCUAAUAAAGGAAUACCAGUGGACGAAAUUCUUAUGUUUCACCAACAGUGUAGAGUCAUCUGGAAGAUUGGCUUUCGUCUUGAAAAAGCUGUUCAAAGAAGACCUUGUUAUUGCUGAACUGUCCGCCUCCAUAAAUGUUAAAGAAAGGUCUCAAAUAUUGAGUUCUUUCUCGAGAGGACAAAUUAAUGGUGUGGUAUGUUCGGAUGCUUUGGCACGUGGUAUUGAUAUCCCUGAUGUGGACAUUGUGGUUUCGUAUGAUCCACCACGUCACAUUAAAACUUAUAUACAUCGCAUUGGUCGUACAGCUCGUGCGGGACGUCCAGGUACCGCCAUAACCUUGUUAACGCAAAAAGAGCAACAAACAUUUGAUAAAACACUGGCUGAAGUUGGCAAAGUAAUAACCGCCGAACUGACAGCUUCCACUACCACGGAAGAAACAUAUGCCCAAGAAUAUUCCUCGGCUUUGACGGCCUUGCGAGAAAAGGUCACGAAAGAUAAGCGUCUUAAAUUGCUGCAAAAGGAGCGUGCCAAGGAGAAAUCAUUAAUGCACAAAGAUACUUCCAAGAUGACGCUAAUGGAAAAACUUCAAUACCAGGCCAGCGCGCAAGUUCAUGAAAAAACUGAAAUCACAACAACUUUAAGCUCUAAAAAGAACCAAAGUAAAAAGUUCAAGCCCAAAAAACAAAAAAAACAAAACAAAAAAUAAAACUUUGUUAUAUUCUUCAAAAAAAAAAUAAAAUUUCUUUUAAUUUGCAUUCAAAACUCUAA
This is a messenger RNA of Calliphora vicina (urban bluebottle blowfly), 2184 nucleotides long. It is a transcript of the gene Dbp73D, whose product is annotated as putative ATP-dependent RNA helicase Dbp73D. The transcript has 5 exons. The record is from RefSeq and is a predicted model, not a curated record. Lineage: Eukaryota; Metazoa; Arthropoda; Insecta; Diptera; Calliphoridae. Gene Ontology annotation, molecular function: ATP binding; nucleic acid binding. The coding region runs from base 80 to 2122 and encodes 680 amino acids.